CAACUUGCCUGAUCCGCUACAAACCACUGAAGGAAGCUAAACGUCCACCGAGUGUACGUUAACGGCUUCUCGCGCGCGUGUUGAUCUGCGGGGAAACGUUAACAUCACUGUGCUCCUGGUGUAAAGAAAUGCAGAUUUACGGUGGCUUGUAUUUUCUGGGAACACACGCGUCUUCUUGUAAGAGUAUAUUGCUAGCCAGACAAACCCUCCUGCGGUGAGGACAGUGAGUGAGCGCUUCUCUUGGGGGAAUUUUUCAUUUUGCAUCACUCCUCACGGGCUUUCCAGCAGUUACAGAGCACCUCCGGCUAGGAUGGUGAGAUUUGGACAUGAAGAAGGACAUAGACGCGUUGAUAGCAGAGGAACGCGCUGAAAUCAUCUCUAAAUAUGACAAGGGCAGGCAGGAGGGUGUCAACAUUGACCCGUGGGAGGAUGCCAACUACAGCAUCUAUAAGGUCACCGACCGUUUCGGCUUCCUGCACGAGGAAGAGCUGCCAACACCCAGUGCGCUUGAAGAGAAGCAAAAGCAGCAGGAGAUAGAGCGGGUGGAGAAAUGGCUGAAGAUGGUGAAGAACUGGGACAAGUACAAGAACAGUGAAAAGUUGGUGAAGCGUGUCUACAAAGGCAUCCCUCUGCAGCUGAGAGGCCAGGCCUGGGCCCUGCUUUUGGACAUAGAGAAAGUCAAACAAGAUAACAGGGGAAAAUAUGAGAAAAUGAAGCAGCAGGCUCGUAGCUUCUCCACCGAGAUCAAACAGAUAGACUUGGACGUUAACAGGACCUUCAGGAACCACAUCAUGUUCAUGGACCGCUUUGGAGUCAAGCAGCAGGCACUGUUUCACGUACUAGCAGCGUACUCCGUCUACAACACGGAGGUGAGCUACUGCCAGGGGAUGAGUCAGAUCGCUGCCAUUUUGCUCAUGUACCUGAACGAGGAAGAUGCCUUCUGGGCUCUGUCCCAGCUCCUCACCAACAGCAAGCAUGCCAUGCACGGGUUCUUCAUCCCAGGAUUUCCCAAGCUGCACCGUUUCCAGGCCCACCAUGAGCUCAUCCUCUCCAAAAUGCUGCCAAAGCUGAAGAAACACCUGGACAAGGAGCAGAUGACAACGGGGAUUUACACCACCAAAUGGUUUCUGCAGUGCUUCAUCGACAGGACCCCGUUCACCCUCACCCUGCGUUUGUGGGACAUCUACAUACUGGAGGGAGAGAAGAUACUAAACGCCAUGGCUUAUACAACCUUCAAGCUACACAAGAAGCGCCUGCAGAAGCUCCAGUUAGAGGACCUGAGGGAGUUCCUCCAGGAGCAGCUGGCUGUUUCUUUUUUCCUGCCUGAUGAUGUGGUGGUUGAGCAGUUACAGGCUGCUAUGUCUGAGCUUCGCAGUAAAAAGCUGGACCAACCUCCUCCAGCCAAGUCAGAGGAGCUGCCAAAGAAACCUCUGGGUCAAGAGAGACCAGUUCUCCUUGUGCCUCUGCAGCCAGAGUCUCCUCUGGAGGUCAAAGUAAGCCUGCAGCCACCCACCCAACCCAGUACAGAGGAACAGCAAACAGAUGGCAUCACCCGACAUCGGACCCCUUCUCCUGCAGAGCCCCGGGACUCCAGAACACCUCCUUUGCCUUCACCUGACCAAGUUGUCAUCCACACACAAGGAACACCUUCUUUAAGGCCUUGUAGGGCACCUCCAUUACCUCCAAAAGCAGACAAACUCUGUGUCGAGGUCGGGUUGGACAGGGAUGCGAAGGAGUCAGUUCCAGUUAGUCAGACCGAAGAUGGGAUGAGGCAACAGGAGAGCCAGGCUGAACAGCCAGAAACCGAGGAAAAUGCUGGUGACUGGCCUCCACCUUAUGAGCCCCCUGUGGAUGCUCUGACUCUGCAGACUGAGGAGGAGAUCAUGGACCUUCCCGAGCUGCCACCUCCACCUUUCUCUUUCUCUGAGGAGAACGACCAAAAGCCUUUAGAAAGCAGAUCACCCUGCUUGGGGACUCGCCCAGAAACCAGGCGUCGCUCUCCUUCCCCCCACGCAGCCGCGCCACCAGUCCCUCCAGUGAAGCCAUCUCCAAAAUCAUGCCUGAAACCCCCCACAUCUCUGGACUUGACACAUAAAACACCUCCCCCUCCUCGGGCCUUCGCCACGUCUUCCUCCGGCUCUCCGAAACUUCCUCCCCCAAAGCCAACCAAGUUCCCAGUGUCUCUCUACGUCCCGGGGCCCGCAGGAGACCGCAGGCCCUCCAACACCUCCCAGUAUGACAACCUGUCUGAGGCUGAAGAAGAGGACCGCUACCUGGAGAGGCUCCUGGCCACCACGCCUGAAGAAAUUCUCAGCAUUCACGGUGAACCUCAACAUACCACAGGCAGAGACUAUGACCCUGCUCUCUACCCUCUGCCCCCUCCUCCUAUGUUCAUCCCUCCUUCACCUUCUCCUGUUCCUCCCUCGCUGUGCAUUCUCCCCAGUUUGCCUCAAGAGCCAGACUAUGAAGGAGAGGACAGCUGGGUGAAGGACUCCAUCAUCCCCCCGCCUCCACCUUGUUUUGCUGACAGACUCAGUCCCUACCAUUGCAGUGCUGCCAGCUGUUCCGACACACAUAGAGCCACCUCACCUGGUUACUCUAAGCCUUUCUCCAGGGGCCCCAGGGACCAUUCUGCCUUCCCAGCACCGCUGUUGUACACCGGGUCCCCCCCAGGCCACACCAGGCCCUCAGGACAGGUGGCAGUAGGAGUGCCCUUGGUCCGGUCCAGCCCAGACUUUUGCAGGAUGCCUCCAGGUGGACAGCAACUUCCCAAAUCAGUGACCUUUUGAAGUUUCCAAGCAGCAUUCAAGUGUUACUGAUUAAUGCCAUGAUGAUUCGGAGACUCUGUUCAUGCUUGACUUGUUUUCUUAGCCUUGGAAGAGGUGGAAGGCCAGUAGCUAUUCAGUGUGUCAGGUUUUGUGUGUGUGUGUGCGUGUGUGUGUGUGUAUGUGUGUGUUAGUGAGAAAGGACAUUUUUUCAUUGAUAUGUACAGAUUCCUGAUACUUGCACCUUUUUCGCAAGGGCAGUUAACUUUUCUAAGUGUUAAAUUUGUAUUUAAAACUGCUGUCUGAUUUACUGUUGGGUGCACAAAAAACACGCCUGCUUUUGUUGGUGCUUCAGACCAGAUCUGGUUUUCAAUUCGACGGAUAUAAGGUGAUCUAAUACCAGCCGCAUGUUUGCGUCAUCUCCAGUUUGUUCCAACAAAGUGUCUUAACCUGAUCGCAGUGCACUGAGGGCUGCGACUCUAACACAAGGGCUUCUGUGGCUGCAGAGUAAGGUCAUCUUUUGCUAAAGCAUCCAAAGCCUGUACAUCCACGUACUGUGAGCAGGCUCACACAUCGCACAUACGGAGGAAGGAAACUGCCAAAAUCUGAAAAAAAUACAUAAUUUACUUAAAUGUUAAAUGAAUUAAUUAGAAUGGUGCAUUACAUGCACCAAAAAUAUUAUAAAAAAUAAAUGCAAGCAUAAAUUGAUUUAUUAAAAGGAGACAUAAAUGAAUAUUUCUGUUGUUAUUUUGCUCCUGUAUUUAUUUCCCUUUGUGUUAAUUACCCUAUUAAGUUACUUCCCAAUUUAUUGAUUAGCGUAUCUUAUUUUUAUUUAUGUAUUUAAUUAUGACACAGUUUGAAUGACAUAAGCAUGAUGAAAGAAUGUAACAUUAUAAUAGAUAAAUACGUACAUAAAUCGGGGAAUAAAUAAAGGACAUAAAAAGAAAAUAAGGGAAUUAAAACAAAGGUAAAUAAAUACAAAAGGAAAUUCAAACUCUUACUACUAUUACUUUUGGUGCAUUUAAUGAGAUAUUAAUGUAUCUGUUGAGGCAUUUUGAAUGUGGCAGUUUCCGUCCUUCCUAUUAACAGUAUGUCAAACUGUAAAGAGAAGCUGUUGCCAUAACAACAUUUGUUUACUGUAACUUUACUUGACAACAACAGACCACUGAACCAGGGUGCACUGACGCAGCUUGCACGCAAACUUUUCGAAAGAAUUGCCAAAGUCAUCACCACCAGCAAACACGGAUGACACGGUGCAACACGUCACUGGUGUAAAUACAGAAGUUAGUUUCAUUCCCAUGAAGCUCAGCAAGGUCAUUUUCACCCCCUCAUGCAGGCAGCAGUUCGUACUCUGUGGGUAUUUUGCUGCUUUUUUUUUAAUGUUUUUAAAUUGAUGCUGUUGAUUUCGAAGGACUGGGUUCAGUGUUAAAUCUGUUUGUCUGACACUUGAUUUCACGGCAAUAAUGUACUGUUUCAUGUGUAUAUACAUGCAUGCAUCAAGGCUUAAUAUGGUGGAAGCAUGAGACUUAACAGAGGGAUUUAUGAAUGCAACAUAUUGUCAGCACUGACUGAGUUACAGUUAAAAAAGAAAAGAAAAACCAUUGUGACAGUAUUUAUGAAGAAGUGCUCCAUCUAGUGGUCAGACAUGUUACAGACUGACAGGAUGGAGGCUUCGUGGAGGGACUAGUUCAACUAGUAAAACAAAAUCUAUAAAUUCUACCUGUAACUCCCAUUUUAUGAAUGUGCACAGACUUGUUUCUACAUUCAGGCACGUCUAAUGAUAAAGUAAGCUAAUAGAGACAUUGUGUUACACUGUUCUGUGCUGUUGGCAGACUGGGGAGGGAAGCAAAUGACUUCAAAUUCAUUCAUAUGCACAGCCAUGUUUCAGAGCCAUUGACAGCGACUGUAGUGUCAGAGAAAAGUUCUUAAGGAAUGGAAGUUGAGCCAUAAUAUACUGUACAAGGACCUAAUAGUCAAACAUGUUUUAUAUUGUUGUUACAUUCAGUCAUAUUUUAUGUUAUAUACUACGUCUAAACAACAGUCUUGUUCAGUGCACUGACCUUCGUCAUUACCGAGAGGUUUUGCAGAUCUUUUAAGUAUUCAGCCGUUUUUUCUAAAAUGGAGUUCAAGGUUACUUCUAAAAACUGUUUUCAUUUUAAGGAGUGAUGUUAACAGAUGUUCAUACAGAUUGUUCAUGAACUUUGGUCUCGCUGCUGCGGUUCAUUUCAGAGAACUCAGACCACUUGAACUGACCACUUCUUGUACAUCACCGCUGUUUUUGUGGAUCCUGUUGACAUCAGUGAUGCCGGGGCUCAGACCAAAGCUUGUGUACAUUUAUGCAAACUAUUUUGAGUUUUAUAAAGAGACGAACCUUA
This is a messenger RNA of Acanthopagrus latus (yellowfin seabream), 5140 nucleotides long. RefSeq names its product USP6 N-terminal-like protein. NCBI's taxonomy places the organism in Eukaryota, Metazoa, Chordata, Actinopteri, Spariformes, Sparidae. The record is from RefSeq and is a predicted model, not a curated record. The coding region runs from base 327 to 2789 and encodes 820 amino acids. The transcript is spliced from 14 exons.